Pungitius pungitius (ninespine stickleback) is the source of this 1276-nucleotide messenger RNA. It is a transcript of the gene lrtm2a, whose product is annotated as leucine-rich repeats and transmembrane domains 2a. Gene Ontology annotation, cellular component: extracellular matrix. The record is from RefSeq and is a predicted model, not a curated record. Gene Ontology annotation, molecular function: protein binding. Bases 55 to 1251 code for a protein of 398 amino acids. NCBI's taxonomy places the organism in Eukaryota, Metazoa, Chordata, Actinopteri, Perciformes, Gasterosteidae. The transcript has 6 exons.
UACCGUAGCCCCGCCCCCCUCUUCAGACCGAGGAAGGCUGCAGAGCUCCGUGUCAUGCUCCCCCACACCCACCCCCCCGUGGGCAUCGGCCUGCCCCUCCCCAGCUCUGCCACCUACCACCUGGCCAGACCUGCCUUCCUCCGCGUCCUGUGCCUCCUGUCGACGCUGCUGUCGCCGGCCUCCUCCUGCCUGCCUUCCUGUCGCUGCGGCCCGGGCGGCGCGGCGGUGGACUGCGGGGGCCGGGGUCUCUCCUCGCUGCCCCCACUUCACCUCCUGGCUCCGGGGAGCCGCUCCCUCCUGCUGGCCAACAACAAGCUGGCGGCGCUGGGAGCCUCGGCCUUCGCCAACCUCUCCUCCCUGGAGGAACUGGACCUCUCUAAUAACUACCUGGAUAACUUACCGGCUGGAUUAUUCAGAGACAUGUCCAACCUGACGAGACUGACUCUGCACAACAACUCGCUAACAGUAAUGGACAGAGAUCUCUUCCAGGGUCUGGGUGGUCUUCAGAGCCUGGAUCUGUCCCUGAAUGGGCUGUCCUCUGUUCCGCUGGGGCUACUGGAUGAGCUGCAGAGCCUCAGGUGGCUGUCCCUGGCAGGUAACCGGCUCCAUGGUUUGGAGAGGGCGGCGUUUGAGCCGCUCGCAAUCCUGCAACACCUGGAACUGGGACACAACCCCUGGGAGUGUGACUGCAACCUCCGUGAUUUCAAACACUGGAUGGAGUGGCUGCUGUACAGAGGGGGGAGCGUGGACGCGGUGGAGUGCACGCUGCCGAAGGACCUCCGUGGACGGGACAUCCGCGGCGUUCCGGUGGAAAUGUUCAACUACUGCCUCCAACUCGAGGACGAGAACGGGGGCGCCGGAGGGGAGGGGUCCCGCACGGGACAAGGAGGCGCCCCGCCCUGCAGCAGGAACGCUCUCAACCCCAGCGGGGCCACGCCGCUCUCCCACGACGGCUCCCCUUCAAACGCGGGAGGCGGAGGAGGAGGUGGAGGCGGCGAGGCCCCACCGGAUUGCGUCCGCGCCCGCUACCGGCCCGUGAGCGUGCGCCGCGCCAUCGGCACGGUGGUGAUCGCCGGCGUGGUGUGCGGCAUCGUCUGCAUCAUGAUGGUGGCGGCGGCGGCCUACGGCUGCAUCUACGCCUCGCUGAUGGCCAAGUACCAGAGGGAGCUGAAGAAGCGGCAGCCGCUGAUGGGGGACGGGGAGGCCGACGGCGACGAGCGUGAGGAGAGGCAGAUAUCCUCCGUGGCCUAGAGGGGGCGUGGCGUGGCGGAGGGGG